Molecule: messenger RNA, 1755 nt
Organism: Penicillium argentinense
Lineage: Eukaryota; Fungi; Ascomycota; Eurotiomycetes; Eurotiales; Aspergillaceae
Product: Zn(II)2Cys6 transcription factor
Exons: 7
Coding region: 1-1755 (584 amino acids)
Biological process (GO): regulation of DNA-templated transcription; DNA-templated transcription
Cellular component (GO): nucleus
Molecular function (GO): zinc ion binding; DNA-binding transcription factor activity, RNA polymerase II-specific; DNA binding
Source: RefSeq, a predicted model, not a curated record
AUGCCGCCAGAAUCCGACAGAAAACUUGCGUGCCUGGUCUGCCGCCACCGAAAGGUCGCGUGUGAUCGGAGGCGUCCACGAUGUGGGCUCUGCGACAAAAAUGGAUUCGAAUGCGAAUACAAGGCGCGCGAUCAUCGACCCGGUCUGAGAGCUGGCUAUGUCUCUCAGCUGGAGAAGCGUGUUGAGGAUCUGGAGAGGAAAAUGGAGAAGGUCGUCGGACGAUUGUCAGAGGAGCCAUCGCAUACACAGACGGAAACAAAUAACGUUUCCUCAACGAUUCGAGAGCCACCCACCUUGGACUUCGGUAAUGCGGAGACACUGAGGACUCCGCAGUCCAAUGCAGUCCGUAUGGAGACUGAUCCCUCGCCUCUGGUGGCAUCACCGCAGGAUCUUCUCAUUGAGCCGCUACGAUACGAACUGCAGAUGGUGUGGCUUCAACGGUAUCACCCCUGGUUUCCAAUUCUCCAUCACACAUCAGUCAGUCAGGCAUUUUCAGAGGCAACGUCCACACAAUGUCUGCUUCGGAAGGCGAUAGAGGCCGUCACAAUCUGGGACAUUCCUGGUAUCACUUGGGAACAGAAACAGAUCUCUUCUACUACGCUUCGACAAGAGGUCAUCUCGAGCGCAAUGGAGUCAUUGAAUCUUCGCUGUAUUCAAGCUUUGCUCAUCCUAUCGAUUCUCUUUUGGGGGGAAGGCAAAUGGCUUCCGUAUAGUAAUCUCACAGCUAUGUGCCAGAGACUAUCGCAGCAGCUAAGCCUACCCACAGUGGCCGGCGUGGCAAGGGCUCAGCCGUCCAAAAUGAGUACAAGGGACGCAGCAACUUCUCAACCGGAAAUCGAUCACGAGGAAAGGCUUCGAACAUUCUGGAUGAUUGAGAUGCUCGAUAGCAUUUUUGCCUUGGGCUUCACCAGCAAUCUAUCUACAUCCAAGAUACCACUUGGUGCAAAGUUCCCCUGCAGCGAUAGCAUAUGGGCCCUGCAGGAUCCUUUCAGAGAGGGCGUGUCAUUCCAGAAUCUUCGUUACUCCUCCGGUUUGUCGAUGUGCAUCAGUCUAUGCACUGUGGAGCUAGGGGCUGUGCAUCGAUUUCAGCAGAGUGUCGCUGAGACAGAUGGGGCAGCAGGAGGACUAGAAUGGCAAAGUGCAGCACAAAGGCUCGACGAGCGACUCACAAUAUGGCGUGAAGAGUUUGUCGCGGCUGUUUUCCGUCUCAUCAAUACCGAGUCCCCGCAAGAUGCGCGUGCCGAGAUGGAGAUAUUUAUCGUGCUGACCAAUUGUGUUCUCAAUAUGGGCGUGAUCACAUUGUUACAAUCGCAAACUUCAUUACCGGAUGGGGUUGGGUCGCAAACUGAUUCAUGGCCGUACGCAAAUCACCGUUGCAUGUAUGCUUGCGAGAACAUGGCUGCCAAAAUCCGUCGAAUGGAAGAAGAUGAGCUGAAGAACUGCAGCCCGUGUCUAAUUCUUCCCAUAUUUGUGGCAGCGCGCUUCUACAUCGUGCAUACCAAGUGCUUGCGUGCCGAUGUAUCGGUCAAUCUUCACUCGCUUGCAUACAGUCUGCAUAUAUGUGGCCAUCGCUGGCCAUUGGCUAAAAUGUUCGAGUCGGUGAUCCGAACCGCUGUUGCCGAGCACCGCACGCCUAUUCCUCAGUCAGCAUUGCCGAUUGAGUUUUAUGACCUCCGAUUUUCUGUUGUUGAAAUAUGUCACAUCCUUCAAGAAUGGUCGGAUAGCUACUCGUCGCCUGUAUUACAUAGUGUAUGA